UUGCAGGAUGCACAGUCUUCUAAAAUAACAGCAGAGGCUGAAGAACUUCAGAAGGAUGCAUCAUCGAGCGGUUCGGAUUUCGAAACAAUUGAAGGAGAACUUGAUCGCGACAUAAAAGAAAGAGACGCGCUGGCUGCAAGAAUCAGAAAACGCGAAAAAGAGAAGACUAGAAACGUACUCGAGCAGAAAAGGAAGAUACCGGAUAACAAGGAAAAGGAGGGUUUUACUAUUGAAAAAUUGCGGGAGGAGUCAAGAAGAUUGUAUCUUGCCAAAAGAAAAGAUGAUAAGCUAGAUGAAUUGCGUCAUGUGGUUAUGGACGAUGAGACUUUAUUUGCCCAUGAGGAGCUUACGGAAAAGGAACGCAAAGAUAUGGAAUAUCGCAAAAAAGUGCUUGAAUAUGCUGAGCAGCAUGAGAAAGCUGCGGAUAUCAUGAAGACUAAGCGUUAUUACGUUCCUGAUGCUAAAGUUAGAUCAGUUCCUACGGAGUACAUUGAGGAACCGGAAGAGUAUCGUCAUGGAGGAGCAAGAAGCGGAUGGGGCCUGAGACGCGUUCGGCGUCAGGCUGCAUUUCAUCGGGUGGCGGACUUUAUGAACGAUAGCUAUUGCCAGCCGGCAGGUUGGGACCGCUCCGUGCGUUGCUCGAUAGGCGAGCUCUUUUUACACUAGUA
This is a messenger RNA of Strongylus vulgaris, 668 nucleotides long. Lineage: Eukaryota; Metazoa; Nematoda; Chromadorea; Rhabditida; Strongylidae. The record is from the annotation of a GenBank genome assembly.